This is a messenger RNA of Alosa sapidissima (American shad), 1021 nucleotides long. Its product is annotated as complement C1q tumor necrosis factor-related protein 3-like. Gene Ontology annotation, molecular function: protein binding. The coding region runs from base 27 to 734 and encodes 235 amino acids. The record is from RefSeq and is a predicted model, not a curated record. The transcript is spliced from 4 exons. NCBI's taxonomy places the organism in Eukaryota, Metazoa, Chordata, Actinopteri, Clupeiformes, Clupeidae.
UCCCCAGAACGAACCGCGGGAGCGCAAUGGCACACACUACCCUCCUCCUUUUCGCCGUCCUGGGAUGCCUGAGUGUGGGGCUGGGGUCCAAACAGAGAGGGGACUUCAGCGUGACUGACAUGGACAUGGACACUGCUAAAGACGGGGACAUCAAAGCUCUGGAGGCGAGGCUGAACGCCACAGAGAAGGAGCUGGAGAAAGUCAAAUCUGAUGUGCAGCUCCUGGAGAAGGAGAACCAAGAUAUAAUGGCGAAGCUGAAUGACACAGUGGAAGAACUUGAAAAAAUAAAGAAACAAAAUGGAUCAACAACUACAGGGGGACCAAAAGUGGCUUUCUCUGCAUCCCUUGCUGCCUCUGGUGAGAUUUAUUUGAAACAGAGUGAUGCUUCCCCAAAUCUGGUUUACAAGCGGAUUUUCACUAACACUGGAGAUGCCUAUGACUCCAAGACAGGUACCUUCACUGCUCCUGUGAAGGGAAUCUACUUCUUUAGCUUCAGCACAUUUGGCUACAACGACUUCCUGAGUGGAGCCAUUCUCACCAAGAACGGUCAUUACAUGGUCUCUUCCUAUGACCCUCCAUCCCCUGGUGAUAGGGGCGACACUGGAGGAAACUCGGCCAUCCUCCAGCUGGAGAAAGGAGAGCGAGUCUCCAUGAGACUCUGGGAGACGUCCCAAGUAUUUGACAACCUCAAUGGCCACACUACAUUCAGCGGCUUUCUACUUUUCCCGUUGUAGAUGGAUUCAACAAUCGACUUUUUUUUUUCCAGCAUUUUCUAGCAUAACAUUAUGCACCCAAGUAGGCCUGGUAAACCAAGUGCGAUGGAUCCAAAGAGUAUGAAUAUACCAGCUCCUAGUGAUUCCAAACCAAACUGAAAUAAAUGUAUGCUGUACUAUUCUACCCAAUUAUCCUUAAACAACAUUCAAUUUAAUAAGGAUACUUGUUGCACUCCAUGUUUGUACCCUGUCUUAAACAGGACUUUGUUGGGGUAAUUUUUGCACUGCUUGUCUAUACCAUGUCUCAA